Messenger RNA from Rhodamnia argentea, 3417 nucleotides. Its product is annotated as disease resistance protein L6-like. The record is from RefSeq and is a predicted model, not a curated record. Lineage: Eukaryota; Viridiplantae; Streptophyta; Magnoliopsida; Myrtales; Myrtaceae. The transcript has 8 exons. Gene Ontology annotation, biological process: defense response. The coding region runs from base 82 to 3381 and encodes 1099 amino acids. Gene Ontology annotation, molecular function: ADP binding.
CGAUAUGACGAAGAGACAAUACAUGAGUGGAAGGCUGCUCUCGAACAAGUAUCGUUUCUAGACGGAUGGGACCUGCAUAGCAUGCCCAACAGGCGAGAAGGUGAGUUCGCAAGAAAACUUACCCAGAAGGUUUUCAAUAAGUUGAAAAAGGCUUUUCUGGUGGUAUCAGAUUGCUUGGUCAAUGUCGACAACCAUGUGGAUGCAAUCAUGGAAAUGAUAGGUGCUCGGACAAGUGAAACACGGAUUAUAGGAAUCCACGGGAUGGGUGGCAUCGGAAAAACGACUAUUGCCAAAAUUAUCUACAAUAAGCUUUCACACGACUUUGAGAAUUGUUGCUUUCUUUGCGAUAUUCGAGAAAGGUCAGAAACUAAUGGCAUUCGAUGCUUGCAGAAUCAGCUCAUCUCUGACAUCCUCGAAAGGGAAUGCAUUGAUAUAAAAGAUAUUGAUGGAGGGAUACAGACAAUUAAAGACAGGUUGUCUAAUAAAAGAGUCCUCCUCCUCCUUGAUGAUGUGGAUAAAGGGAAUCAUAUUGAUGCACUUGUAGGUAAGUGUGAUUGGUUAGGAAGAGGGAGCAAAAUUAUUAUUACUACAAGAAACAAAGAUAUUCUUGGUUUUCCCGAAGUGGACCUUAGGUAUGAGCUUAGCGGCAUGGAUCAUGAUCAAUCUCUUCAACUAUUCAGCAGACAUGCCUUCAGAACAGAUUAUCCUUCGUAUGUGUACAUCGACCAAUCCAAGAGAGCGAUAGAAAUUGCUAGAGGUCUUCCGCUAGCUCUUGAGGUCAUAGGAUCACUUUUAUGUCGCACUAAAAAGGAGAAGUGGGAUCUCACAUUGAAGAAGUUGGAAAAUGUUCCACAUGCAGUAAUUCAGAGUGAGUUGAAAAUAAGCUAUGAUGCAUUAGAUGUUCAGCAACAACAUAUAUUCCUCGAUAUCGCUUGUCUUUUUAUUGGAUAUGACAAAGAUAUUCUGGCCCAUUUUUGGGAUGAAUCUAAUUUUUUUAUGGAAGAUGCCAUGGAAGUUUUGCAGAACAUGUCUUUGAUUAAGAUUACAGAGGAUAAUAAAGUGUGGAUGCACGACCAAGUCAGAGACUUCGGAAGAGAAAUGGUUCGUGAAGAAAGUAACAUGAAAAUAAAGAAGCAAAGUAGGGUGUGGGAUCAUAAGGAAGGAUUGGAUUUGCUGAGGAAAUAUAAGGGAAACAAAGAAGUUGAAGCUCUUCGUCUCAAGUUUGACCAUGAGAGGCACUACUUUUUUACCUGUGAGGGCUUUAUGGGACUAUCAAAUCUAAGGUUUCUUGAAGUUGACGGUUCGCUGGAAAACUUUCAUGCAGAAAAGAGGCUUCUUUGGGACGAAUUGCCAUCAAAUGUUCUUCCAAUUAAUGAGAAUUCAGAUCUCCUUCCACGAUUACGAUGGCUUUCUUGGCAUAAAAUUCCCCCAACAUUUAAUAUUACAAAUUUUUCCAUGGAGGAUGUGGUCAUUCUUGAUCUAUCCGAGAGUGAAAUUACGCAUGAUUGGGAGGGGUGGAGCCACAUGAAGGUGAUAAAGAAUUUGAAAGUUCUGAAUCUAUCAAGAUGUGAGAAUCUUCAGAGUUUGCCAGAUGAGCUGGGUAGAGGACUUGCAAGCCUUGAGUACCUGUGUCUAAAUUACUGCAAAUCGUUGAUGAGGCUUCCAGAUUCAAUUGGAAAUUUGGAAUCACUGAUUGAGUUGCAUAUGUCCCACACAUCGUUCAAAGAACUACCUCAUUCCAUCGGAAAUCUGAAGAAUUUAAAAGUAGUGAAUAUGUGGGGUUGCAGAAUAAGCGAAACACCCAAGGCCCUUUGGACAAUUGGGAAGCUUGAGGAAGUAGAAGGCUUAUUUUUUCCUGAAAGCCAUGUGAAAAUUGGCAAUUGCAUCUACAAGAAUCAAUGCCUGAGGAUCUUGAGAUUGAAUGUUGCGCAUGUAUACGCGCUUCCGAGGCUUCCUGAAAGCCUUGUCACUCUAGAUUUGGAGUGGUUGGACAUGGACAGGUUACCGGAUCUUUCAAACCUCGCUAAUUUGAAGGAAUUGCAUCUGAGCUUUGACCCACCACCUGGUUAUGAUUGGAAAUCUGAUGGGCUUGUGGAAUAUCCGAUACCACCUUGGAUUGAGAACUUAACCAAACUGGAGUCUCUGCAUCUGAAAUGUCAUUUUAUGACCACCUCACCAACAGAUCUUAGCCUACCUCCUCAACUCAAGUCACUUUAUCUCCGGUGCUCUAAUUUGCGUCGUCUCCCGAGGCUUCCCUCAAGAUUAACCUCCUUGAAUUUGGAUGAGUGCUACUCACUUUGCUCAAUCGAGGAUCUUUCGAAUUUGAAGAAUCUGUCAUAUCUCUCGAUUUGGUCCACUGCAAUUAUGGAGAUUCAAGGCCUUGGUUGUUUGGAGAACCUACAAGAUUUGCGGCUUUGUAGCCUUGGACACGUAAAGAUACUACCUGUUCUAAGCAAUUUAAACAAACUAAGACGUCUUCAAGUAGCCUACUGUGGUAAUCUGGUUGAGAUUCGAGGCAAACUACCGGAGUCUUUGGAAAUAUUGGAGAUUGAUACUUGUGAAUCUUUACGGAAGUUGCCUGAUCUAUCAAGAUUGAUGGAGCUGCGAGAGGUUUGCAUAGGUGAAUGUGGCAGUCUGAUUGAGAUUCAAUGCGAACUACCAAAGUCUUUGGAAAAAUUGGAGAUUUAUUUCUGCAAAUCUUUACAGAAGUUGCCUGAUCUGUCAAGCUUGAUGGGGCUGCGAGAGGUUUGCAUAGGUGAAUGUGGUAAUCUUGUUGAGAUCCAAGGUGAAUUACCAGAGUCUUUGGAAGAAUUGAAGAUUUCUUUCUGUGAAUCAUUACAGAAGUUGCCUAAUAUGUCAAGCCUGAUGGGGCUGCGAGAGUUUUGCGUAGGUGAAUGUGGUAGUCUGGUUGAGAUUCAAGGCGAACUACCACAAUCAUUGGAAAAUUUGGAGAUUCGAUCUUGUAAAUCUUUACAGAAGUUGCCUGAUCUGUCGGGCUUGCUGGGGCUGCGAGAGGUUUGCAUAGAAAAAUGUGGUAAUUUGGUUGAGAUUCAAGGUGAAUUACCACAAUCUUUGGAAGAAUUGAAGAUUUCUUUUUGUAAAUCUUUACAGAAGUUGCCUAAUCUGUCAAGCUUGAAGGAACUGCGAAGGGUUGAAAUAGAUCGUUGCAGGAAAUUGAACAUGGAGGCAAUUUCUUCGCUUUGCUUGGAGAAGUCAGUUGAAUUUGUGGGAGAAGAUGCCAAAUCUGAAUCUGAACAGGAGGGAGAAGACGAGGAAUCUGAAUCUGAGGGAGAAGAUGCCAAACCUGAAACUGAAUAUGAGGGAGAAGACGACAAAUGUGACAGAGAAGACUCGAACCUGAAGCUGAGGGAGGAUACGUAAUCUUAAUCUGAAUAUGAGGGAGAAGAUAAGGAAUAA